Lodderomyces elongisporus is the source of this 3636-nucleotide messenger RNA. It is a transcript of the gene SMC3, whose product is annotated as cohesin subunit. The transcript has a single exon. The record is from RefSeq and is a predicted model, not a curated record. Gene Ontology annotation, molecular function: protein binding; double-stranded DNA binding; ATP binding. Gene Ontology annotation, biological process: mitotic sister chromatid cohesion. Gene Ontology annotation, cellular component: mitotic cohesin complex; chromosome. NCBI's taxonomy places the organism in Eukaryota, Fungi, Ascomycota, Pichiomycetes, Serinales, Debaryomycetaceae. Bases 1 to 3636 code for a protein of 1211 amino acids.
AUGCAUAUAAAGAAGAUCAAGAUUCAAGGUUUCAAAACUUACAAGAAUGAAACAAUUGUCAACCAGUUAAGUCCUCACUGCAAUGCCGUUGUGGGAAGGAAUGGUUCAGGGAAAUCAAACUUCUUUGCCGCGAUAAGAUUUGUUCUUAGUGAUGCAUAUACGCACAUGACUAGGGAAGAAAGACAAUCACUUAUUCAUGAUGGAUCUGGAACCAUAAUGUCAGCUUAUGUUGAAGUUGUUUUCGACAACACGGAUAAAAGGUUCCCUAUUGGUAAAGACGAGAUCUCGAUUCGACGUACAAUCGGAUUGAAAAAAGAUGAUUAUUCUUUGGAUGGUAAAUCAGCCACAAGAUCGGAUGUGAUGCAUUUACUAGAAAGUGCCGGCUUUUCUCGAUCAAACCCUUACUAUAUUGUACCUCAAGGUAGAAUCACGAGCCUCACAAAUUCCAAAGACCAUGAGCGAUUACUGUUACUAAAAGAAGUUAGCGGUGCCAAUGUAUUUGAAAACAAACUUAAGGAGUCCAUGAAAGAAAUGGCACAAUCAGAAAUGAAAUGUCAACGUAUUGACGAAGCUUUGCAAAAUAUUCAGGAACGAAUCAACGAUUUACAAAUUGAAAGUGCUGACUUGAAGGAUUUCCAACAUUUGGAAAAGCAAAAAAAAAUUCUCGAGUUUAAUAUAUUCGAUCGAGAGAUUAAUGAAUUAAAUGAAUCGAUUGAGGAGUUGAGCAGUAGGCAUGAACAGUUGUUGGCGGAGUCUCAUAAUGACUUAAGCACGAUGGAGAAGAGAGAAAAGCUUUGUGUUAAUUUACAAAAUGCAAUCAAGGAUUUAAAUGUUAACUUGAAAGUUGUUACUGCAGAGAAAGAAGAAGCUUUUAUGGAGCAUGAUAGUUUGCUCAAGUUGUUUGCAACAAAGGAAGUUGCUUUAAACGAGUUGCGCAACAGUCUUGAAGGUUCAGGAGAGACUCUUGAUGGUUUGGAGAAACAAAUGCGUGAGCUUGAAAUGGCUCUUUGUGAAGCUGGUGAUGCCGUUAAAAAACAUGAACCCCAUUUGAACAAAUUACAAGACCAGGAGAAAAUACUAAAGUCCCAACUACAGGAGUUGAUUGCAGAGCAAAGGGCCUUAUAUUCUAAACAAUUUCGAUUCCAAAAACACGCGACAAAGGAGCAGCGUGACACGUGGCUUUCUAAAGAGAUAUCUAGGUUGCGAAAAGAAUCCAAGUUGAAAGAGCAAGAAAUCAAGGAGAUUUCGGCACUGCUUCUGAAUUUCGAAAAUGAAGACAACAAGAUAAGCGGCAAGAUAUCUGAAGCAGAGAAGUUUAGCACAGAGUAUGCAGAUGAGAUUUCAACUUUGAAGCUUGCAAACACGGAAUUGAAAACCAAAAUCACCGAAUGUGUUGAUUCUCGGAAACAUUUGUGGAGAGAAGAGAUUAAACUUCGAAGUGUUAAGGACUCUUUGACCAAUGACCUUAUAAACACGACAAACUCGUUAAACCAAACAAUGGCUCCAUCAGUAGCGCAAGGUUUAUCAGCAGUAACCAAAGCUGCGCAAAGACUCGACCUUGAAUCUAACAUUUAUGGAACAGUUGCUGAGCUAUUUAGCAUUAACGAGAAAUACAAAGUAGCCGCUGAGGCCAUUGCUGGGACUUCGCUUUUUCAUGUUGUUGUUGAUACGGAUGCAACAGCGGCCACACUCAUUGAAGAGCUUAACAGAAACAAAUCGGGUCGGAUCACCUUUAUUCCAUUGAACCGAAUCGAACCAUUGAAUAUACAAUAUCCCGAUUCACAAGAGAAUCAGUGUAUACCACUUAUCAGCAAAAUCAAAUGCAAUGAUGAGAACGUUGGAAAGGCAAUGCAACAAAUAUUUGGUAAGGCUUUGGUGGUGAAGGAUUUGCAAAGAGGUUCCGAGCUUUCACGAAAAUUUAAGUUGACAUGUAUAACUCUAGAUGGUGACCGGGCUGAUGUGAAGGGUGCCAUUUCAGGAGGGUAUCGUGACUAUAAAGUUUCAAGAAUUGACGCAUUGAAAUUGCAAAGGAUAGCCAAGGCUGAAUUGAAGAAAACAGAGGUUGAAUUAGAAAAAGUUGUGGAAAAGAUUAAUCAAUGCAAUCAAACAAUCACAUCUGUCAACAAUGAGUUGCAACUUAAUACACGAGAUCUUGAUAAACUUUUGGAGUCAAUCGAGCAACUGAAACAGGAUCUAGUGCAGGCCACGACGAGGAGACUGCAAUUACAAGAGUCCAUUUUUGCAUCAAGAGCCAAUUUGGUCUCGUUACAAUCAGCACGAGAUGCAAUAAUCUCCAAGAUCAAGCAUCACGAGCAAGAGCUCGAUUCAGAUUUUAGCCGCACCUUAUCUGACAACGAAGCUGAAAAACUUCAGAAAUUGAACUCAGAGAUUGCUGCUGUGGAGCUGCAAAUGGACCAAAUACUGGCUACAAUUACCGUUGAGGAAAAUGAACACAAUGAGUUGGAUAAUACAAGGCAAAGAUUGGUUAAUCAAUGCAAUAUGUUAGCUCAACAGAUUCGUACAUUUGGUGAUAAAAAGGUCAAUGUUCAAGCAUUGGAGGAACUUGAAAGCGAAUGCAAUCUGUUGAAAUACAAGCUUGCAAAAGUACUGCUGCGUAGUGAAGAGUUGGUGGUGGUUCACAAGAAAAUCUCGGAUGAAAUUGCUCAAAACGAAGAGGCAUUGUCUAAAGCCAAUAAACAGCAGCUAACAUCCAUGACAAGUUUUGAAACGUAUCAAAAGGAGAGUUCAAGAAUUGUAAAUCAAAAACUUAUCAAAGAGCAGACCAAGGCGGAAAUCAAUAAUAGCAUUAAAAAUUUGGGCAUUAUUCCUCAAUUUGGCUCUGACGAUUUUGCGGGAUUAACAACAGACGAAAUGGCUCACCAAUUAAAGAAAGUCAAUGAGGAUUUGGUUAAAUAUUCCCACAUCAACAGGAAAGCCUUGGAACAGUAUAAUCAGUUUACAAAGCAGCAAGAAGAUUUGAGGUCCAGAAGAGAGGAUCUUGAUGUGUCGAAACAGUCUAUUGAAGAUUUAAUCAAGAAUUUGCAAAAGCAAAAGAAGGAUGCUAUUAUGAAUAGUUUUAAGCAAGUUGCUGAGGCUUUUCAUAAUGUGUUUGAACAAUUGGUGCCACAGGGUAUUGGCUAUUUGACAUUGCAAAGAAAACCGUCGUUGUCGUCUGAGUCCCAACUGCAGAAUCAAGAGCACCAAACACAAGAUGUCGAUUUUGAUGAAGCAAGUGAUUAUCAAGAUUCGAUAGACAACUAUACUGGUGUUGCCAUCUCGGUUUCUUUUAAUUCCAAAGACGAUGAGCAACAAAAAAUUGAGCAGUUGUCUGGAGGCCAGAAAUCAUUAUGUGCAAUCGCCCUUAUAUUUGCCAUUCAGCAUUGUGACCCAGCACCAUUUUACUUGUUUGAUGAGAUUGAUAGCAAUUUGGAUACACAGUAUCGUACAUCUGUUGCCGCGUUGAUCAAGUCAUUAAGCUCACAAGCACAAUUUAUUUGUACAACGUUCCGUCCAGAGUUACUAUCCCUCGCGGCUGAUAAGUUUUACGGAGUAGUGUUUACUAACAAAGUUAGUAAUAUCCUUGAAAUUGAUAAAGAAGAGGCUAUGAAUUUCGUAGAGGGGCAUUCUAGUACAUGA